Messenger RNA from Durusdinium trenchii, 1497 nucleotides. The record is from the annotation of a GenBank genome assembly. Lineage: Eukaryota; Dinophyceae; Suessiales; Symbiodiniaceae.
AUGAGGCCAGACACGGCACUCCUAGCAGCACAGCUCAGUCUGGCUCUGCCGCAGCUGAUAGAAGGUGCCUCGACCUCCCCUGCGGCGCUCCAAGCAACUGCACUAGCUGCGCCCGCGCAGGCUCCAGCCACCGCGAUGCCGGUUCAGCAGUAUACUGUGGCCACUUUGAUGCCUGGCUUGGGUGGUCAGUAUGUACUUGCCCCGGCACUUUCCCCUUUCUACCCAAGCGCGACGACGGCAGGGAACACUGCGGCCACUGCAGCUUUGCAGCAGUACAUCGCUGCUGCAUAUCCCACCUUGGAUGCCACUCAGCAGGCUGCGCUGGUGCAGUACUACUCACAGGUGUCACAGGUGCAAACUGCCCAGGCCCUUUCAAGUUCCUCAGCAGAGUUGAACGUGCCCCUCACCAUGUGGCGCCCGGAGGGCGUCUAUGACCCUGCGCUGGAUACGACCCUCGUGACUGAGCAGGUGAGCUUAGAGGAGAUGAAGAGCUUGGUCGACCCGAAUUGCACUCGACCCGGGGGCCGGGGAACCGACUGUCCGGAAGACAAGGUCAUCGUGAAGGUCGAGAUGCUGUCCGUGGAUGCCUUCAUUCGGACGAUGAUGGAUGAAGAAGCCUACCAUGGGGUAGAUGGGAUGGGAAUCCCAGUGGGCGCCGUGGUGCCGGCCAUUGGCUAUGGCACCAUCGUGGCCGCCGGCAGCCAGUCCGGCAAGUCGGUGGGGCAGAAGGUCCUUGGAAGCGUGGGUGCGCAGACCUACGCCACGGUCCCGGUGGGUGGCAUGCGCGGAGUGCAUCCCUUCAUGAAAAUCCCUUUGCAUCGCCCCGAAGCGAUGCUGAACCUCUUCGGGCUCACCACAGGGCUCACCGCCUACAUGGGCAUUUUCAAGGUCCUCUCCGCCCCGGCUUCCCACGAGACCUGCGUCGUCAGCGCUGCCGCGGGCGCUGUCGGCUGCUUGGCGGCGCAGCUGGCGAAGUCCAACGGCGCGCGGGUCAUCGGCAUCGCAGGUGGCGCUGAGAAGUGCAAAUUCCUGAAAGACACCCUUCAGCUCGAUGGGGCCGUUGAUUACAAGAGCGAGAUCCCAAUGGACAAGCAGCUGGACGAGAUAGCGCCAGAUGGAGUGGACUUUUUCUUUGACAAUGUGGGUGGCCAGACGCUGGAUGUCAUAUUGGAUCGCAUCCGAGCUGGUGGCCGAGUGGUGAUUUGUGGUGCUGUGAGCCAAUACUCUGGAAAUUUGAACAAGGGCAAGGUGGAGGGUCCCAGGAACUAUUUGAAGCUGGCCGAGCGUGGUGCCACCAUGAAGGGCUUCAAUGUGAUGCAGUACAUGUCCUCGGUCCCAGGUGCCAUGUGCCAACUCGCAUGGCUCCACUACCGGGGCUACUUGAGGAUUCAUGAGGACAUCCAAGAGGGCAUUGAGGCCUUUCCAAACGCGCUGCAGAAGCUCUUCAUCGGGGGCCACACUGGAAAGAUGCUUUGCCGAGUGGCCUCCGAGACCUGA